Molecule: messenger RNA, 1080 nt
Organism: Ichthyophthirius multifiliis
Lineage: Eukaryota; Ciliophora; Oligohymenophorea; Hymenostomatida
Exons: 4
Biological process (GO): peptidyl-threonine phosphorylation; peptidyl-serine phosphorylation
Molecular function (GO): ATP binding; protein serine/threonine kinase activity
Source: RefSeq, a predicted model, not a curated record
AUGAAUUCUUUUUAAUAAUAUGAUGAUAAUAAAGGAGAAUAUUAAAUUAAAUUAUAAGAUCAUAUAGCUUAUAGAUAUGAAAUAUUAGAUGUUUUAGGAAAAGGUUCCUUCGGGUAAGUAUUAAAAGUUUACGAUUAUAAAAGGAAAGAAAUAGUAGCAUUAAAAAUUAUUAAAAAUAAAUAAAAAUUCCAUGAAUAAGCUAUAAUAGAACUAAAUAUUUUGCAUUAUAUAAAAGAAAAAGAUUCGGAUAAUUAAACUAAUAUAGUUAAAAUUAGAGACUUUGUAAUAUUUAGAAAUCAUGUGUGUUUAGUAUUUGAAUUAUUAAGUAUAAAUUUAUACUAACUUUUAAGAAACAAUAAUUUUCAAGGCCUUUCUUUAGAAUUAAUAAGAAGAUUCGGCAUAUAAAUAUUAAAUGCGAUAAGUUUUUUAAAAAAGAAUAAUAUAAUGCACUGUGAUUUAAAACCUGAAAAUAUAUUAUUAAAAUAAGCAAAUAAAAGUGGAGUUAAACUAGUUGAUUUUGGUUCUUCUUGUUUUGUAAAUGAAGUUAUAUAUACUUAUAUAUAGUCUAGAUAUUAUAGAGCUCCUGAGAUCAUUUUAGGAAUCCCAUAUGGAACAGAAAUCGAUAUGUGGUCUUUUGGAUGUAUUAUGGCUGAAUUAUACAUUGGAUAUCCAAUAUUUCCUGGUAAAAAUGAAAAUGAAUAAAUGCUUUUUAUUAUGGAAUUAUUAGGAGUACCUGAUAUAGAGUUUUUAAAAAAAUGUUAAAGAAAAAAAUAUUAUUUCGAUGAAAAUUAUUAACCUAUAUUAAUUCCGAAUAGUAAAGGUAAGAUCAGAAUUCCAGGUAGUAAAAGUUGGAAAAGUACUUUAGGGUGUAAUGAUGAAAAAUUUAUCGAUUUUUUGAAAAAAUGUUUAGUCUGGGAACCUGAGAAACGUAUUUAAGCAAGAGAAUGUUUACUUCAUCCUUGGAUUUUGGAAGGUUUACCUAAAGAAAUUAGAUUAUAGCAUAUAAAGAUUUUAACUGAAGAGAUUAAUGAGAAUUUUUCUUAAGAUAUAUCUUCUGUUCUGGAAGUAACUUAUUUUUGA